This is a messenger RNA of Capronia coronata CBS 617.96, 1575 nucleotides long. RefSeq lists its product as uncharacterized. NCBI's taxonomy places the organism in Eukaryota, Fungi, Ascomycota, Eurotiomycetes, Chaetothyriales, Herpotrichiellaceae. Gene Ontology annotation, molecular function: iron ion binding; monooxygenase activity; oxidoreductase activity, acting on paired donors, with incorporation or reduction of molecular oxygen. The record is from RefSeq and is a predicted model, not a curated record. The transcript has a single exon. Bases 1 to 1575 code for a protein of 524 amino acids.
AUGCUCCUGUCACCGCCGUGGUUGUCGAAAGACAAUCUCGUCUUCGGCUGCGAGAUCCUAACGGUCAGCUUCAUCGCCUAUCUUUUCGGAUUGGUCAUCUACAACCGCUGGUUCCAUCCGCUCAAAAACAUCCCGGGCCCCUUCUGGGCUUCAAUCACCAGUCUGUGGUAUUGUCGAGCCGUGCGCUGUGGUCGAGGACAAGACUAUCAACUGCCGAUCCACAAGAAAUACGGCUCUUUCGUGCGCCUCACGCCGAACCUGGUGCAGAUAUCGGACCCGGCGGCCAUCGAGACCAUCUACGGCCCGAAACACGAGUUCAUCAAGGGCGACUUCUAUCAGGGCUUCAACCCCAAGAUCUCCACACGACAAGACAACUUCACCGAACCAAAUGAAGCGGCCCACGCCCGGAGACGGCGCACCGUCGCGCCCCUCUACACGCAGGCGGCUGUUCUCGAAUACGAACCAUGCGUGGACCGAUGCAUCGCCCUCUUCUACCAGAGGAUGGAAGAGUUUGCUGCGUCGAACGCGGUCAUCGACAUGUCGAUCUGGUUGCGGAAGUAUACGUUCGACAUCAUCGGCGAGAUCUUCUACGGCCGCGAAGGCGGCUUCGGCUUCAUCCGCGACAACAUCGACUACAACAACUGGUGCCACCUGAUGGACGUGAUGCCGAACCCCGUCGCCGCCAUCAGCUACGUCCCCUACGGUCUGCGCAACUUGUAUUUCAUGUUCCAGAUGCUGUAUCCGGACACGCGCGCCGGAGCCAAGGGCUUCUUUACAGUCAUCGAUCAAUCGCACGCCGCCGUGAAGCAGCGUCUCGACGACAUGGCCGCGGGUAAACCCGUCAACAGACACGACGUGCUGAGCAAACUGCUUGAUAUCGCGGCCAGUAAUGAGAAGCAGAACAAAGACAACAACUUCGAUUUCGGCAUUCUCGACGUCACCACCGAAAUCUGGGCCAUGAUCUGGGCCGGCAGCGACACGACCUCGAUCGCCCUAUGCUCCAUCUUCUACUACCUGCACAAGAACCCCAGCACGUUGGCCAAACUGCUCGCCGAGAUCGACGCCGCCUUUGCCGACGGCACGCUGAAAACGCCCGUGCGCUUCAACGACGCCAUCAAACUGCCCUACCUGCACGCCGUUGUGCGUGAGGGCAUGCGCAUCCACGGUUCGCUGGGCACGGGACUGCCGCGCAUUGUCCCGCCUGGCGGCGUGGAGAUCUGUGGCUUCUAUUUCCCCGGCGGCACCGAGGUCACGAUGAACGCCAAUGCCGUGCAGUUCGACAAGGGCGUCUUCGGGGAAGACAGCGAGUCGUUCGUGCCGGAGCGCUGGAUCCGCGAUGGCGAACGCGCCGCCGCCAACAUGGAGAGGCACAUGUUGCAGUUCGGCCAUGGGAAGCGUAUCUGUAUCGGCCGCCAUAUCACCAAUACCGAAAUGUACAAGUUGCUGCCGACCGUCUUGCGCGAUUUCGAGUUCGAGCUGGUCGGAAGUAAAGAAUGGGAGACGUGGCAGGGGUGGUUUCACCAGCCGAAGAAUAUCAAUGUGAGGGUCAAGAGAAGAAGAGCGACAAAGCCCUGA